AUGUCUACAUCAACAACACCCCCCCUCCCCCACGAUCCCAAGCCCCACAUCCCCUACCUCACAUCCUACGACUCCCUCCCCGUCUCUCUCCCCGCCGACUUGCUCACCUCGGCGCCGCCCAAGCCCGUCACAGCGUCCCCCAUAGACUGGCGCUCGACGCCGCUCCCCGAAUGGCAGGGCCGCCACGCCACGGUCCUCGACAACGUCCUCACGCCCCAGGAGUGCGCGCUCCUCCUGGCCCUCGCCGAGCGCAGCGCCACGGACCAGGCCCGCCCCUGGCAGCCGGCCAUGGUCAACAUGGGCGCCGGCCGCGAGGUCCUGGAACCGGCGUACCGGAACAGCGACCGCAUCGUCUGGGACGAGGACGAGGUCGUGCGCCGGCUGUGGGCGAGGCUCAGGCUCGCGCGGCACGCCGACGGCGCGCCCUUCUUCGCCGACGACGGGCCCUUGGCGUGGGCGGCGGGGGAUGCCGUCGACGGCGGGUGGCGGUUCUGGGGGCUCAAUCGCAGGAUGAGGUUUCUGAGGUACGGACCUGGGCAGUUUUUCCGACGUCAGUCUUACCUCUUCUUCUUCUUCUUCUUCUUCUUCUUCUUCUUCUUCUUCUCCUGUGGGCAAGCGAAACGCAAGAGGCGCACUGACUCGACGACAGCACACUGCGAUGGGACGUACGAGGAGGCCUCGGAGGGACGGCAUCGGAGGACGUAUUACACGGUGCACUUCUACCUCAACGACUCGGUGCAGGCUGUUGGCGAUGACGCCGGAGCGGAUCUCAGGGGCGGCGCGACAUGUUUUCUUUCGUACGACGAGAAGAGGAGGCUCAACGUCGAUCCCAAGGCGGGGCGGGCGCUCAUUUUCCAGCACCCGCGCAUGUACCAUGCGGGCGACGAUGUUUUGGCGGGCACAAAGUACACGAUGCGGACAGAGAUGAUGUAUGAGCUCGUAGACGGUGUCUCCAAGGACAGACAUGAUGCGGAGCUGGCUUGA
This is a messenger RNA of Verticillium dahliae VdLs.17, 984 nucleotides long. RefSeq lists its product as uncharacterized. Gene Ontology annotation, cellular component: endoplasmic reticulum. The record is from RefSeq and is a predicted model, not a curated record. Gene Ontology annotation, biological process: peptidyl-proline hydroxylation to 4-hydroxy-L-proline. Bases 1 to 984 code for a protein of 327 amino acids. Gene Ontology annotation, molecular function: iron ion binding; procollagen-proline 4-dioxygenase activity; L-ascorbic acid binding. NCBI's taxonomy places the organism in Eukaryota, Fungi, Ascomycota, Sordariomycetes, Glomerellales, Plectosphaerellaceae. The transcript has a single exon.